AUGUCCCGCAGACCAUCAAUCACGAGUUAUCCCUCCCGCACGGAUGGAAAGAGGAGGUUAGCACCAAUGCGCAAUAGUCAUCCAAAACUUCAUAAAUUGAGGCGAUGCACAUCAUUGGAAUGGAUUUACAACUCUAACGACGAUUCUGAUGAUGAAAAUGAUGAUCAAAGGGCGGUUCAGCGACAAGAUGGUAGCCUACCAGUGAUGUCAUAUUGGUAUGGUAAGCUGUCAGAGAUAUAUCUAAAGUCUGGUACGCACGUGCAGGAUGUAUGGCUCGAAAUACAGUGGUAUUACAGACAGGUAGACUUGAAAGAUGAGGACGUCGAUCUGGCAGCUUGUGUGGGCGAAUAUGAGCUUGUUCUCAGCAAUCAUACAUCUGUGGUUGAUAUGUCCUGUGUUGAGGAUCAUGCCAAUAUAUUUCCAUAUGAUGAAGGUGAUAUAUCACAACGUCAGAUCCCAGUUGUUUUCAAGGCAGCAGAGUCAACUCUCAGACCGCGACAAAUUGUGCAUGCAAUCGAUGCGAUCCCGCAUUUUCCUCCCCAAUCACAGUCCAACGAUACUGCAGGAAAUGUUCUCACUGGAUCAAUGAAAAAUGUCUUGCAGCUCUGGGGCAUCCCCUGCGUUGCAAUACGAGGGGGAUCAUGUGGUGUUGUUGGGAAUGCAGUGAUAUUAAUACAGGGAAAGGCACUUAUGGAAGCAGCUAGAACAAUUGGACGACUGCCUGAGGGAUGGAAGGAUAACAUACAACAAGCCAUGCUACCCAUUGGCGAUGAUACUAUACCUAGAUACUACUGCCAAAGUUGUAUGAAGGAGAUAACCCCCAUGCAUCCAUCUUGCGACCUUAGUGAAUGGAAUGCACACGACGUGCAACAGUUGCUCAAAAUGAAGGGGACCAUUCAAGACGUUGAUGGAGAGUGUUCACUGAAGGUUAUCGGACAUUCACGAAAGGGAUGCCUAAUAGCUCCCCACUACCGUCUUCCAUUAUAUGCACUCAACAAGAAGAUUGGAAUUUACAGAAAAGUCAUUGAACAUUUGCAGAAAUCAUCGAGCACCAAUGCUACCACGUUGCGGGAUACCUAUGCAUCGGUUAUGAAAUAUCUCAACGAUGUGCGCACUGCAUUUGUAGAUGAUGCUGCUGCAUCUUCAGAUCCAACAAAUAAAGACUUCAGAUCUUCUACUGUUGACUACUACCUGUGGUUGGACCAUACGUGCGAUGGGUUUCAUGAUGUGUGGCGCCAAUCCUUGGCUACAGAGCAUGGUGUAACCAUUGAAGGUGUAGAGAACGGAGAGUGUUCAGAUAUCCUCGUUUUUCGGUCUGGUGGAGAAGAAAACAUGGAGAGUUUACUGAAUGUGAUCGAUGCCUGUGUCAAUGCGUCAAUCGACCAAGAGAGCACUGCACCAUCUAUUUCUGUGCCACAAAUUAACAUGGUAUCUGAUAGCACAGAUGUGAAUCCCAGUACAUUUCCAACAUUCCCAUUGCCAUUCGAUAUGAAUUUUCGCAGGCUUGCUCUUAGCACUCUCGGCAGUGAUGCACAUAAAAUCAUCGUUGGUGGCUUUGGUAAAUGGUUACCUAGCCAUGUCGCCAUGAGAUUUCGGGAGAUCCAAGGACUCGAUCAUAACGAUCCAUUGGACAAUCUUGUAGCCAAUGGGUUGCUUCUUACUGCAAAACAUUUGGAAGAGUACUUGGAGAUAUUCGGUAUGGCAGAGAUGAUGGCCACAUGCCAGGAAUUAUCAGCAGAUCGAGGUGCAAUGUCGCGAUUCUUUACUGCUGCUGGUCGCGCCAUUUAUAUAUCUCGCACGGGCAAGGAAUGUGUGGUUGAAUAUGGCCAGACUGUUCCGUCAACGAAUGAAUUGAUCAUCGCAAUGGACAGCCGUGCAUGUACAGCUGUCGCAGUUGGGGUUCAAUGCGACUUCAUUGCCGAAUGCAAAGUUCAAUUACCUCCUAGCCGUGUAAUGAUGGAUCGCGAAAUGCAGACAGACAUCAUAAUCGAUGACAAACUAAACAUGGACGCAUCUAACCAUGGAAUUAAUGAGCCUGCUUUUCAGCCAGAUUUACUGCAGCCUGAAGAAUACUUACAUGAUAAAUGUCACCAUUACGAUCGAGAACCGCCAUCAUUUGACCCGCACGAUGAUAAUUCUGGAGAUUUACCUCAGAGUACAUCGAUUCACCUCGAAGCAUCAGUCACUUCCAAUCCAGAUAUCAGUGAUACGUCCAGCUAUGAAUAUGACUUAUCUAAAAUCCGCGACACUCUCAAGAUGUCAACCCCAUUGAAGUCUAGAUUAUGCCAGGAUACGCAGGUUGUCUCACAAAAUGUUCCUGCUACAACUGUUGAGCGACACGGCUCCAAAAAAUCUGAAAGGCCAGUUAUAUUCGCUAAAAAAAGGCCCGUGGUUGCGAACAACGCCUUUGGAGUAUCUAAGUCUGUGAAACAACCAAGGUACACCAUUCAAGAUCUUGUGCGUGAGGCCCAGGAAGGUACAAGCAACGUCACUCCCUUCCUUUCGUCAUUCAUCAUGGAUCCUGAAGGAAUAAAGUUCCUCAUAUCCACUAUCGACUCUAAUUAUGAUUCUUGGUUAUUUAUUACUCGACACAUUGCAUUCUUACUUCGUAAGGAGUGCAUGACCCGUUCUAUGAGGAAAAUGGCAGUAUUACUGAUGUCAUUUGAUAUUUGGAUCAAGGAUGUUUCUGACGAGUGCAACAAGGCACUUCAGAGUGAUACCGAAGAUAAAAUACUUCCUCCAUUGCAUCAACAGGCGCAUUGUGUUAUUCUGGAACUUUCUGCUCGUGCCAUAUUGGAUGAGCAAUCUAUAAUGGUCAAAGCUGUUAUAUUAUUUAUGAAAGGUGCAAUCCAGGACAGUGCAAAUAUGAACAUUGGGCCAACAAAUCUGAAGUUGGACAUCAGACGUACAAAAUCUAUGCCACUUUCGUCGAAAGUUAUCGCCAUAGAGCCAAGACAACAACUCGAAAUGAUAUGA
Suillus plorans is the source of this 2976-nucleotide messenger RNA. RefSeq lists its product as uncharacterized. Bases 1 to 2976 code for a protein of 991 amino acids. The record is from RefSeq and is a predicted model, not a curated record. The transcript has 19 exons. NCBI's taxonomy places the organism in Eukaryota, Fungi, Basidiomycota, Agaricomycetes, Boletales, Suillaceae.